Molecule: messenger RNA, 800 nt
Organism: Mobula hypostoma (lesser devil ray)
Lineage: Eukaryota; Metazoa; Chordata; Chondrichthyes; Myliobatiformes; Myliobatidae
Product: protein phosphatase 1, regulatory subunit 15B
Exons: 2
Coding region: 54-722 (222 amino acids)
Biological process (GO): response to endoplasmic reticulum stress
Cellular component (GO): protein phosphatase type 1 complex; endoplasmic reticulum
Molecular function (GO): protein phosphatase regulator activity
Source: RefSeq, a predicted model, not a curated record
GCAAAUGUGUGGUUGUUGGGUACCCUGUCAAUCAAAGUGCAUUUACAAAACUUAUGAGAGAACAGAAGAAUGAAGUGGAUGAUGAAGAAGAUUGCAGUUCGACUGAUGAUGAUGAAUGGGAUGACUCUGAAGAGUCAUCUACUCAGUGCAAUAGUUACGAAUCACUUAGUGAUGAGGAACAGAAUGAAAUACUUUGGAAAUCUUUCUUUACAACAGACAUCUACAAUCCAUGGAAUUUUUCUGCACAACUUACUAGUUCUUCCACAAGAAGAGUCGCUGAAGAUUUAAAGGAACAGUGUUUAGAAAAGAAUGUGAAGAGGAAAGCCAGCACAGCUAAAGUAAAUGUAUCAUUUGCACAGAAACCAAUUUUAUCACAGAGGCAUUUCCAACACUUUUGCAAACUUGGUGCUGGGGAAAAUGUCAAAUUACAUGUGUGGAGAAAGUCAUCGAAAUGCACUAAACUCGAAAAAGGCAACGUCAUGGGUAAACCAACCAGUAAAAAGCUGAGAUUUUCUCCUGUUGUUGAAGUUCACACAAUGGUGGCGUGGUCCUUCGCUUUGCGUGAAGCUCGGAAGGGACAUUGGAUACAGGCAGCUCAUGACAGAUUAAGGUUCCUAGACAGGGUGCGGAACACAGAAAUGGCAAUUGGUUAUUGUCUCCAAAAGGAUCACAGAUUGAAAAUCUGGGAAAAAAUUCACAAUUCACAGAAUUAUGUAGUGUAAUUCUGUAGCCACUGAGUGUAAAAAGGACUUGAUGGACUGUGAUCUCCUUUUUACCAUUUAGAUUAUAUGGUUAUAACA